Cyphellophora europaea CBS 101466 is the source of this 1350-nucleotide messenger RNA. Its product is annotated as hsp75-like protein. The coding region runs from base 1 to 1350 and encodes 449 amino acids. Gene Ontology annotation, cellular component: plasma membrane; nucleus; cytosol. The record is from RefSeq and is a predicted model, not a curated record. The transcript has 6 exons. Gene Ontology annotation, molecular function: ATP hydrolysis activity; misfolded protein binding; heat shock protein binding. Gene Ontology annotation, biological process: vesicle-mediated transport; cellular response to unfolded protein; protein refolding. NCBI's taxonomy places the organism in Eukaryota, Fungi, Ascomycota, Eurotiomycetes, Chaetothyriales, Cyphellophoraceae.
AUGGCUGACGAGGUCUACGACGGUGCCAUUGGCAUCGAUCUGGGUACUACCUACUCUUGCGUUGCCAACUACGAAGGCACCAAUGUCGAAAUCAUUGCCAACGAGCAGGGUAGUUUCACCACUCCCUCUUUCGUUUCUUUCACCGAUGAAGAGCGCCUCAUCGGUGAGGCGGCCAAGAAUCAGGCUGCGAUGAACCCCGAGAACACUGUCUUCGAUGUCAAGCGCCUGAUCGGCCGCCGCUUCGAUGACCCCACGGUCAAGAAGGAUAUUGAGUCAUGGCCAUUCAAGAUUGUCGACCAGGGCGGCAGCCCCAUGGUCCAAGUUCAAUAUCUGAAAGAGACCAAGACCUUCUCCCCUCAGGAGAUCUCCUCCAUGGUUUUGACCAAGAUGAAGGAGGUCGCUGAGACCAAGCUCGGCAAGAAGGUUUCUAAAGCUGUCGUUACUGUGCCUGCCUACUUCAACGACAACCAGAGACAAGCCACCAAGGAUGCUGGCGCCAUUGCGGGCCUCAACGUUCUCCGCAUCAUCAACGAGCCUACCGCUGCGGCCAUUGCCUACGGUCUUGGGUCUGGACGGUCUGAGAAGGAGCGCAACGUCUUGAUUUACGAUCUCGGCGGUGGCACCUUCGAUGUGUCGCUCUUGAACAUCCAGGGCGGUGUCUUCACCGUCAAGGCUACCGCUGGUGAUACUCACUUGGGUGGUCAGGAUUUCGAUACCAACCUGCUCGAGCACUUCAAGAAGGAGUUCCAGCGCAAGACCAAGAAGGACCUUUCAGGUGAUGCCCGUGCUCUCCGAAGACUCCGGACUGCUUGCGAGCGUGCCAAGCGUACCUUGUCCAACGGCACCCAGACCACUGUUGAGAUUGACUCUCUGUUCGACGGUGAGGAUUUCAACGCUCAGAUCACUCGUGCCCGUUUCGAGGACCUGAACGCCAAGGCUUUCCAGGCCACCAUCGACCCCGUCGCCCAGGUCCUCAAGGACGCUAACAUCGAGAAAAAGGCCGUCGACGACCUUGUACUUGUUGGUGGCUCCACCCGCAUUCCCCGUAUCCAGAAGCUUCUCAGUGACUUCUUCGACGGCAAGAAGCUCGAGAAGAGCAUCAACCCCGACGAGGCUGUCGCCUACGGUGCCGCUGUUCAGGCCGGUAUCCUGUCCGGAAAGGCUCAAUCAGCUGAGACCGCUGACCUUCUCCUUCUCGAUGUUGUUCCUCUGUCUCUUGGCGUUGCCAUGGAGGGCAACAUCUUUGCUCCCGUUGUUCCUCGUGGUCAGACAGUCCCCACCAUCAAGAAAAGGUACCAGAAUCCAUUUCCUUUACUCUCCCCUCACCUUUUUCUCAUAGAAACUUGGUAA